Molecule: messenger RNA, 974 nt
Organism: Eleginops maclovinus (Patagonian blennie)
Lineage: Eukaryota; Metazoa; Chordata; Actinopteri; Perciformes; Eleginopidae
Product: putative nuclease HARBI1
Exons: 3
Coding region: 244-933 (229 amino acids)
Source: RefSeq, a predicted model, not a curated record
CGAAGCUGGUUUUCUGGCUUACCGGGGUAACUUCGAGAGUAACUUGGUCACGUGCAGCGUAUGUUGCUGGUUAACCCAUACUACGAAAGUUGGAUAUGUUAAAACCGAGGUAUGCUGCCAUGGCAAUAUACGUAGGAUCCCAAAACUGGUCUUCCCAGUUUUAGUUCUUGGUUAACCCUAGGUUUCCGAUUAACCACACCCUAUUUAGACACCACUCCUCCACCGACAUGUCCCCUAAAGACAAUGCCAGCAUACCUGGACGAUCCGUACGAUAUAGGCGCGCAGAUUGUGAGGGGCUCUCUUCGGAGGGCGAGGGUAUUUAGAGACCGCCAGAAUCCGCUGGCGUACCCGGACGAUGUUCUCCAUGAAAGAUAUAGAUUCUCAGCUGAGGGAAUUCGUUACCUAUGCCAGCUGCUCGAGGCGGACGUCUCUAAUGUAACCCGCCGAAGUCAGGCCCUCACAAUCGAGCAAAUGUUAUGUCUUUCAUUGCGCUAUUUCGCCAGCGGACAAUAUAUGUAUUCCAUCGGUGAUGCUGAAAACCUGAGUAAGAACACUGUAUGCCGGGUGAUACGGAAGGUGGUACUUGCUCUCACUAAACUGGUGGAUGCAUUUGUUGUAUUCCCUGGCCAUUUGCCUGCACGUCAGAUAAAAGAAGGGUUCUAUGCAAUCGCUGGUUUCCCAAGAGUAAUUGGAGCCAUUGAUUGUACGCACAUUCCUAUCAGUGCACCCCUGGGAGAGCAUGAGCGGGAUUUUGUGAAUAGAAAGUCCAAACACACCAUCAAUGUCCAGAUGACAUGCGAUCACCACUAUAUGAUCACAAGCCUGGAUGCAAGGUGGCCAGGGUCAGUCCAUGACUCCCGUAUAUUCAGAGAAUCAUCACUGUCUGACAGAUUCCACCAAGGUAAAAGUCCUAUAUCGAUUUACCUGAAGUAAUAUGCUUUAAUAGUGAACAUGAAAUCAGUGUGACAGUUGUU